UCACGUUUUCUGACUUAAACUCGACGCCACUUUCACAGCCUACGUGCAGACAGACAUGAGCAAUCCCUGGUAAAGAAAGAGGAAGUUUCCCCUGCUCCAUUCAAAACAAGAAGACUCCCAACAGGAGCCGGUGGAGGCGAAGAUGCUGCUGAAAAGCUUGUGUCUGGCCUUUCUGCUCCUGGCCCUGGUCGAGGCUCAGUAUGAGAAGUACAGCUUUAAAAGUUUCCCAACGAAGGACAUCAUGCCCCUGGACUCUGUGUACGGUCACGCGUUGGAGCAGUACGCGGCGCAGAACUGGGCAGAGAGCAUCAAGUUCCUGGAGCUCAGCCUGCGGCUCCACCGGCUGCUGCGGGACAGCGAGGCUUUCUGCAGCAGCAGUUGCAGCUCCGUCAGCCGGGACAAUGAUACCGUGUUCCACGACAACACCCUACUAGUCGUGCGCCACAUUCUGCUGAGGGCUGCGUGCCUUAAAAAGUGCAAGGCGGACUUUCCAGUGUUUAAUAUCACAUACCCAAAGAGGGAUUUACUGGAAACUUUCGAGAAAAGGAUACCGUAUCGGUAUAUACAGUAUGCGUACUACCAGCUCAACAACGUGGAGAAGGCCGUAGCAGCCGCCCACACCUUCCUGAAGAAGAACCCAAAAGAUCCUUAUUUGACCAAGAAUAUGAACUACUACAAGACGCUAUUCGAUGUGGACGAAUAUCUCAUUGACCACGAGGAGCAGCCGUAUGAAAGUGUGUUCUUGAAGAGUGUGAUGCUCUACAACAGCGGAGACUUCAGCAACAGCGCCCGAAACAUGGAGCAGGCCAUCAUACAGUAUUUUGAAGCGUAUAACCUCUGCUCAUCAGGCUGCGAGGGCUCGUAUGAGAUAUUAGAGUUCAAAGACUUCUAUCCCACCCUGGCAGAUCUUUACACCGAUGUGCUGAAAUGUAAGAUAAACUGUGAGGAGCAUCUAACACCCAACGUCGGAGGCUUCUUUGUGGAGAAGUUCGUAGCCACCAUGUAUCACUACCUCCAGUUUUCCUAUUAUAAAUUGAAUGAUGUGAAGAACGCUGCUCCGUGUGCAGCCAGUUAUAUGCUGUUUGACUCCAAAGACCAGGUGAUGAUGCAAAAUGUAGCGUACUACCGCUUCUACCGGGAGCAGUGGGGACUGGAGGAAAAGGACUUCCAGCCUCGGCCUGAGGCCUUGACAUAUUUUAACCAGACUACCAAGCAGAAAGAGAUGCUGGAGUUUGCAAUGAACUACCUACAAACAGAAGAUGAGGAUAUAGUAAGUUCAGAAGACCUGGCCGCCUCUGAGCAUCCGGACACAGAGUUUGAGGGUAUGGGAGACUACGAGGAGUCCUUCCUGGCCGAUUGGUGGCAGGAACCCAAAACUAAGUGGGACACCGGAGAGGCCGCAGAAUGACGUUGGUCCUCGUCCGCUGUGAAGAACGCUUCCUCAUCCAGCUCUGUCCCACUUCUCAUGACAACAUACCAAAGAAAGUUGAUCUCACCGCAGACAGACCUACAAUCCCAACAGUACUUAGCAGAAAAAGCACAACUCACACACGCAGUUGUGCACCUUUUAGACGAACUUAUCAUGUCGAUCAAGAUCACAGAUUGACGUGCUCUGUCUUGGCUGUCAUCAGCCUUUUAUAACUGUUACUUUUCUAAUCAGUCAUUGGCCUGUGUUCCUGCAGUACAACGUGCCGGUUAAUGACUUUUCUACAGUUUUUAUUUAAUGAAAGCUGAAUGCCUCUGUGCCGUGGAAAAAAAAAGGAACUUGACGUGGCUUCUCUUGCGUCGAAUGAAGUGGGUUGUUGUUGAAUUAGGCUUUAGCUGCAGACAAUGUGCUCAUAAAUAAAGUAAUAUUUUAAUAUA
This is a messenger RNA of Thunnus maccoyii (southern bluefin tuna), 1863 nucleotides long. RefSeq names its product prolyl 3-hydroxylase family member 4 (inactive) (gene p3h4). Gene Ontology annotation, molecular function: protein binding; collagen binding. NCBI's taxonomy places the organism in Eukaryota, Metazoa, Chordata, Actinopteri, Scombriformes, Scombridae. The record is from RefSeq and is a predicted model, not a curated record. The coding region runs from base 143 to 1408 and encodes 421 amino acids. The transcript is spliced from 7 exons. Gene Ontology annotation, cellular component: endoplasmic reticulum. Gene Ontology annotation, biological process: peptidyl-lysine hydroxylation; collagen fibril organization.